This is a messenger RNA of Mugil cephalus (flathead mullet), 3121 nucleotides long. It is a transcript of the gene aco2, whose product is annotated as aconitase 2, mitochondrial. NCBI's taxonomy places the organism in Eukaryota, Metazoa, Chordata, Actinopteri, Mugiliformes, Mugilidae. Gene Ontology annotation, molecular function: aconitate hydratase activity; 4 iron, 4 sulfur cluster binding. The transcript has 12 exons. Gene Ontology annotation, biological process: tricarboxylic acid cycle. Gene Ontology annotation, cellular component: cytosol; mitochondrion. The record is from RefSeq and is a predicted model, not a curated record.
UUAACAAAAGAAAAAGAGUGAAGAAGAAACGUUUAUAAUUGCGUGACGUCACCGCCGACCCUCACAUCUUUGUCAGUGAACAAAAUGGCAACCUACUGUCUCACUGUCGCCCGGCUUCAGCUGGCCCUGGGCCAUGGUGCUCGCCGCCUGCAUGUAUCGGCCGCUUACAGAGCCAAGGCCAAAGUGUCCAUGAGCCGCUUCGAGCCCGCUUCCUUCGUCAACUAUGAGAAGCUCCAGUCCAACGUUGAAAUCGUGCGAAAAAGACUCAACCGUCCCCUCACCCUGUCAGAGAAGAUUGUGUACGGCCACCUCGAUGACCCCCACAACCAGGAGAUCGACCGCGGUCGCACCUACCUGAGGCUGCAUCCCGACCGCGUAGCUAUGCAGGAUGCCACUGCCCAGAUGGCCAUGCUGCAGUUCAUCAGCAGCGGCCUCCCUAAGGUGGCUGUGCCCUCCACCAUCCACUGUGAACACUGUUGAGGCCAGACGAGGGGAUGACAUCUGGCAAGGGCAAAAGAAGUGAACCAAGAGGUGUACAACUUCCUGGCCAGUGCUGGGGCAAAAUAUGGAGUCGGCUUCUGGAAACCCGGCUCUGGAAUCAUCCAUCAGGUGAUUGGAGUGAAGCUGACAGGGACCCUUUCAGGGUGGACGUCUCCUAAGGAUGUCAUUUUGAAGGUGGCAGGCAUCCUGACCGUGAAGGGAGGCACUGGAGCCAUUGUCGAGUACCACGGACCAGGAGUGGACUCCAUUUCCUGCACUGGAAUGGCCACCAUCUGCAACAUGGGAGCAGAGAUUGGAGCCACAACCUCCGUGUUCCCUUACAACCACCGCAUGAAGACCUACCUGGAGAAGACUGGGCGUGGACAGAUCGCCAGCCUGGCUGAUGAAUACUCAGAUUUGUUGGUUCCAGAUCAAGGAUGCCAGUACGACCAGGUCAUCGAGCUUAAUCUGGAUGAGGUAUGUCUUUUUUUGUGUGUCUGUGACUUCACUGGGUCGUUUAGGGGUUGGACUGGAAACGACAGGCCCCGACUCGAAAUCGAGCAUUUCACCUGUGCUCUAGUUGCUCUCAACAAUGUCGAUAAAUUCAUUUUGGGAAUGAACAAGUUUACCAAAGGAGAUCGUCCCUUGCGGGGCUACCACCUGAGCGCAUCCCGACCGCGUAAACUAAAGCAGGAUGCCACUGCCCAGAUGGCCAUGCUGCAGUUCAUCAGCAGCGGCCUCCCUAAGGUGGCUGUGCCCUCCACCAUCCACUGUGAUCACCUGAUUGAGGCCCAGACCGGAGGGGUGAAGGAUCUGGCAAGGGCAAAAAUCAUCCUGGAGAACUACGCCUACCCAGGAGUGAUGCUUAUUGGCACAGAUUCCCACACGCCAAACGGUGGUGGACUUGGUGCCAUCUGCAUCGGAGUUGGUGGAGCUGAUGCAGUCGAUGUCAUGGCAGGAAUCCCCUGGGAGCUCAAGUGCCCCAAGAGUGAUCGUAUGAAAACUUCCAUCUCUGUAAACAAACCGGUAUCCUUCUUGUUCAUAGAAACUAACCUGAAGAAGCAGGGUCUGCUGCCCCUGACCUUCAGCAACCCGUCAGACUAUGAUAAGAUCCGCCCUGAUGACAAGAUCUCCAUCAAAGGGCUCACAACCUUCGCUCCAGGAAAGCCUCUGUCCGCAGUCGUGAAGCACAGUGACGGCAGCAAGGAUACAUUGGAACUCAACCACAGCUUCAACGAGACACAGAUCGAAUGGUUCAAGGCAGGAUCAGCCCUCAACAGGAUGAAGGAGCUGCAGUGAGCUCAAGGGAGAAGGAAAACGGAGGAGGAGGGUUUUCAGGGGAAGACGAGGUGGUGAGGACUGUGGGGGAGGAGGAGGGAGGAUGAAGAAUGUUAAUGAUUGUUUCAUCAUCUGCAUUAGCUCCCAGCUCUGACUGAAGUAAUGCAUCUGUAUACCUCUAAGAGUUAAACGUAGAACAAAGUAGAAUUACUCCAGCGUCUGACUAAUGCCGAUGAUGGAACGGACAUCAGAUAUUUGUUAAAAGUUCAUUUGUCAGACGGUGCAUCGCAUUUCUUGAAGAUAUCGUAAACUGCUGCUGUGUUUCCGUCGAGCAGCGAUAACCGGUUAGAGAUUCUGUUGUAAAAACAAAUGGGAGACACACAUGCGUACACUUUGACACACUAAGCUUUGACCCGUGCCGUGACAUCAUACACCUGGCAGCAGAUGUUCUGUUUGUGUUUUUGCUGCUGCUCAAACAGGUCAAUAUAGUACCACUUCACACUGUACUCCGCUUUAAUCAACCACUGUCAUUCAUCCAUAGCCCCUGUAUUAGUGAGAGUCCAACCUCAGUGGAUGAAUAUCCCCAUUUGUUGCAUCUCUGGCUUCAUUUAGUGAAGUUUUAUUUGGAUCCAAAAAUAAACAAGCUAAAUAUUAGCUUGACUGCCCCCUGGUGGUCACAAGAAGAAAUUACUGAGUGUUCAAGGAAUAGCAAUCCCUCUUUUGAGGAUAUAACGGUGACGUUAUGGGUUAUUUUUGUAUUCAUGUCCUUUAAUAAAGUAUAUUUUAGUUCACAUGGACACACAUGCUUUAUCAGCUCACCCUCUUCUUUCCCGCUGCUACCUUCCUUGAACUGUUCACCUGAUCAAAGGUCAAAACCAUCACUCGGUUUCCCCCUGUUAUUUAUUUUGUAUAUUCUUUUUUUCUCUGCACAAAGAUCAAGAUCCUGCAUGUAUUUCCAUACCAAACUUGGACAUGUGUCCUCUUCCAUCCUGUAUUUUCAGUGCCCUUUUUUGUGGGGUAUUGUGCCGCUUUGUCUUCCUUUUACCCCACUGGAAGUUUAAAAGAAUGUGGCGGCACCACUUGAAUUAAGCAAAGAGGCUCCUCAUACGAAACCCCGGGGUACUGUGUCAGCUGGUUGUGGUCAAUUAAAUUAAAUGAAAUUGUGGUCACUUCCUGGUUUCAUCCAAACAACAUGCAUCAAUCGGAUGAUGGCCUGUCUUCUAAUCUAAACCACUGUAUGUGAAGUGUCUGGUCCCAUGUGCAUUUAAGUGUUGUGUUUCUUUUCUCCCACAUUAUCUUUUCUGUAUUACAGGAAUAAUAAUAAUGGGUUGUAAAAUAAAAAUUCACAGAUCUCAUACAUUUA